Talpa occidentalis (Iberian mole) is the source of this 3332-nucleotide messenger RNA. RefSeq names its product amyloid beta precursor protein binding family B member 1 (gene APBB1). The coding region runs from base 113 to 2242 and encodes 709 amino acids. Gene Ontology annotation, cellular component: cytoplasm; nucleus. Gene Ontology annotation, biological process: regulation of DNA-templated transcription. NCBI's taxonomy places the organism in Eukaryota, Metazoa, Chordata, Mammalia, Eulipotyphla, Talpidae. The record is from RefSeq and is a predicted model, not a curated record. Gene Ontology annotation, molecular function: transcription factor binding; amyloid-beta binding. The transcript is spliced from 14 exons.
CCUGGGCGGGGGAUGUUGUGAUGGAGAAGCCGCCGCGGAGCCCGAGCCCCGCAGCCUGAGCUACCUCCGCCACCUGGGCCUGGGGCCUCCCCGCGCAGGAUCUGCCAAGGCCAUGUCUGUUCCAUCGUCACUGAGCCAGUCGGUCAUUAAUGCCAACAGCCACGGAGGCCCCUCGCUGAGCCUUCCCCUGCCCUUGCACGCUGCUCACAACCAGCUGCUGAACGCCAAGCUGCAGGCCACAGCUGUGGGGCCCAAGGACCUGCGCAGUGCCAUGGGGGAGGGUGGCGGGCCUGAGCCAGGCCCUGCCAAUGCCAAGUGGCUAAAGGAGGGCCAGAACCAGCUCCGGCGGGCUGCCACAGCCCACCGUGACCAGAACCGCAAUGUGACCUUGACCCUGGCAGAAGAGGCCGGUCAGGAACCUGAGACGGCGCCCUUGGGCCCGAAAGGCCUGAUGCACCUGUACUCUGAGCUGGAGCUCUCUGCUCACAACGCGGCCAACCGAGGGCUCCGAGGACCUGGCCUGAUCAUCAGCACCCAGGACCAAGGGCCGGACGAGGGAGAGGAGAAGGCAGCAGGGGAGGCCGAGGAGGAUGAUGAGGAAGAGGAGGAGGAGGAAGAAGAGGAGGACUUGUCUUCUCCCCCAGGACUGCCGGAGCCCCUGGAAAGUGUGGAGGUGCCCCCUGGGCCCCAGGCCCUUGCAGAUGGCCCCCGGGAUCACAGCAAGAGCGCCAGCCUCCUGUUUGGCAUGCGGAACAGUGCAGCCAGUGAUGAGGACUCAAGCUGGGCCACCUUAUCCCAGGGUAGCCCCUCCUAUGGCUCUCCGGAGGACACAGAUUCCUUCUGGAACCCCAACGCCUUCGAGACGGAUUCCGACCUGCCGGCUGGAUGGAUGAGGGUACAAGAUACCUCAGGGACCUACUACUGGCACAUCCCAACAGGGACCACCCAGUGGGAGCCCCCGGGCCGGACCUCCCCCUCACAGGGGAGCAGCCCCCAAGAGGAGUCCUCCCAGCUCACCUGGACAGGAUUUACCCAUGGAGAAGGCUUUGAGGAUGGAGAAUUUUGGAAGGAUGAGCCCACUGAGGAGGCCCCGAUGGAUUUGGGACUAAAGGAUCCUGAGGAGGGGACAUUGCCCUUCCCAGCUCAGAGCCUCAGCCCAGAGCAAUUGCCUCAAGAGGAGGAAAAGCUGCCUCCACGGAAUGCCAACCCAGGAGUCAAGUGUUUCGCAGUGCGCUCCCUGGGCUGGGUGGAGAUGACCGAGGAGGAGCUGGCCCCUGGACGCAGCAGCGUGGCGGUCAACAAUUGCAUCCGUCAGCUCUCCUACCACAAAAACAAUCUGCACGACCCCAUGGCUGGGGGCUGGGGGGAGGGAAAGGAUCUGUUGCUUCAGCUGGAGGAUGAGACGCUAAAGCUGGUGGAGCCACAGAGUCAGGCCCUGCUGCAUGCCCAGCCCAUCGUCAGCAUUCGUGUGUGGGGCGUCGGGCGGGACAGUGGAAGGGAUUUUGCCUACGUAGCUCGUGAUAAGCUGACCCAGAUGCUCAAGUGCCACGUGUUCCGCUGUGAGGCACCCGCCAAGAACAUCGCCACCAGCCUGCAUGAGAUCUGCUCUAAGAUCAUGGCCGAACGGCGCAAUGCCCGCUGCUUGGUAAAUGGACUCUCCCUGGACCACUCUAAACUGGUGGAUGUCCCUUUCCAAGUGGAGUUCCCAGCACCCAAGAACGAGUUGGUACAAAAGUUCCAAGUCUAUUACCUGGGGAGUGUGCCUGUUGCUAAACCUGUCGGGGUAGACGUGAUAAAUGGGGCCCUGGAGUCAGUCCUGUCCUCCAGUAGCCGCGAGCAGUGGACCCCCAGCCAUGUCAGCGUGGCCCCUGCUACCCUCACCAUCUUGCACCAGCAGACGGAGGCCGUGCUGGGGGAGUGUCGGGUGCGCUUCCUCUCCUUCCUGGCUGUGGGCAGAGAUGUCCACACAUUUGCGUUCAUCAUGGCUGCUGGCCCAGCCUCCUUCUGCUGCCACAUGUUCUGGUGCGAGCCCAAUGCCGCCAGCCUCUCAGAGGCCGUGCAGGCUGCGUGUAUGCUCCGCUACCAGAAGUGUCUAGAUGCACGCUCCCAGGCCUCCACCUCCUGCCUCCCGGCACCCCCUGCUGAAUCUGUUGCCCGGCGUGUAGGGUGGACCGUCCGCAGGGGUGUUCAGUCGCUGUGGGGCUCCCUCAAGCCCAAAAGGUUGGGGUCCCAUACCCCCUGAAGCCCUUGGUUCUCCCUCCACCUGCUUGUGCUGAGCCCCAGGGAACUCGAGAGUAUGGGGCAGAGAGGGGCCCUAGAGGCUAUUCUUAGUCCUCAGGCCCCCCCACCAAAUCUGCCCCUCCCCAGUAUCUGGGGUUCCCUGCCUAGGGGCUGGGGAGAUAGAGAUGUAAUCCCUGCAAGUAAGUGACAGGACUGGGUGGAUGACAGGAGGAGCAGGAAUCAAGGCCAGCCCCGGGCUCUCCAUCCCCAUUUCAGGUGGAGCAGGAGGAACUGGUUUAGGCCAGGCCCCAUCCUCAUAGGGCCCAGCAGGGGCGGGAGGGGACUGGUCCAGGCAUGGGUCCCCUCCCCCCUGCUCCAUGGGCACCUCUACUGAUAUCACUAAUAAAGUCUGUCUGCCCUGCUGAGCUGUGUGCUUCUGUGCCUGCACUACCCCGCCAUCGCAUCACCUCACCCCUCAGUUGCAAUCUGGCCCCCAAGCCCCCGUGCCCUGCCUACCUGGAAAGAAGGAAAUGGGAUAGUCACAGAGGGCUUUGGGGGUACAAGUCUCUUGUCUUUAUUUUAACAGCCUGGUAAUCAGGUAGCAGCAGCAGUACAGGGUUCCGGGCUGGCCAGCACAGGUCGGAGGUGACAGCUCCUGUGUGUGGUCUGCCCAGGAAGGCCAACUUAGAUCUCUGCUCUGUGGCCAGGAAAAGACAGCAGCCCCAGGGUGGUUAGGAUGGUGGGCAGAGCCAGAGCAGCCAGCCCUCACCCAUAUCUUGCCAAGCAGCUCCAGAAAAGGAGGAGGUCCUGUUUCCCUAGAGUGCUUGGGCCCGGGAAUGCGUUUUUCCUCCUACACUCCUCUCGUCAUAGUGGCUUCCUGGGGUUCCCUGCGCCUUUCCCAAGACAGAACUUUCCCAACUCUGGGCCCUCAGGCACUAGCAAAAUGGUGGCCGAGGCCGCAGGCUCUGGAUAUCAGCGAGGCUUGCUUCCGGUACCAGGUGGCGACACAGAGCCGGGCUGUCAGAGCGGGCAGAGAGCUGGGCACACAGAGUAGCAAGACGGCAGGGUGUGCCACAGGGUUCCGAGGGCGGGUGGCCCUUGUGGUAGAGAAA